AUACCGACUUAAUGAUCCCCCCAAAGUUCUCUUCUCAAUACUACCCUUAUAUAUUUAUUUUCUGAAUGGGUUCUGGAUUGAUUACUCUCAUCUUAUGUCCCGUUUCGAUUUUGAGAAAGGGGACAAUAUCACACGCUGUACUUGAAAACAAUGAAUCGCUUCCGGAGAUGGGUCUCUCCCCGGGCGGAUUAUGAGCCACUCGAGGAUCCUCCGCAGGACGAUGAAGAUCGCCACUCGAUAUCUUCCCAAACACCACCAGUCUCAAGCUUCUCUAGGUUUGAAUAUGGAGUAUUCUUCCUUCUCGGAGUUUCCAUGCUCUGGGCAUGGAACAUGUUCCUCGCUGCUGCGCCGUAUUUCUAUCACCGCUUCAGCCCGGAUGAGUGGGCGGCGGCCCAUUAUCAGUCCUCUAUCCUCAUUGUGUCAACUAUCACAAACUUAGGCUCCUCGUUCACCAUCGCGAAGCUGCAGAAGCGGAUGUCAUACUCCAAACAGAUUACGGUUUCUCUUCUGAUCAAUAUCGUCAUUUUCACAUUGCUCGCACUAUCAACUGGCCUUCUGAAAAACGCUUCUAUCAGAUUAUAUUUUAGUUUCCUGAUGGUAAUGGUAUUCGGAACUAGCCUGGCGACUGGUAUGAAUCAGAUUGGCGUCUUUGCGUAUGUCUCCGGAUUCGGAAGGCCAGAAUAUACUCAAGCCAUCAUGGCAGGCCAAGGCCUAGCAGGAGUCUUGCCAGGCAUCGUGCAGAUACUCUCCGUUUUAGCAGUGCCAGUUCAAACCGGGGAGCAAAAAACCCCUCAAGAAUCAUCAAAGUCGGCAUUCUUAUAUUUUAUCACUUCCACUUUUGUAUCAUUAUCGGCAUUGAUUGCCUUCGGUUCCCUCAAUAAGCAGCGGUCAAAUACUAUGACCGAUUUUACGGGAGCCUCGCCUGACACUGCUUCCGAUCACACGAACGGCACGAACGGCAAAACCGUCAGCCUCUGGAGUCUCUUCAAGAGACUCCGUUUGAUGGCUCUUGCACUUUUCCUCUGUUUCGCAGUGACUAUGAUGUUUCCUGUCUUCACAGCGGAAAUUGAGUCAGUUCGGGAUUCUCGAGGUAGUUCCCGUUUGUUUCAGCCUGCUGUUUUCAUCCCGUUGGCGUUCUUCUUUUGGAACGCAGGCGACCUCGCCGGAAGGAUGUUGGUACUUAUCCCCCGGCUCUCACUAACCCACCGGCCUUUGGCUUUGUUCAUCUUUGCAAUUGCUCGCAUUGGCUUCCUCCCUCUCUAUCUCCUAUGUAACAUACGCGGUCGGGAGGCCGUGGUGAAGAGCGAUUUCUUCUAUCUAUUCAUUGUGCAGUUGCUUUUCGGUAUCAGUAAUGGCUAUCUGGGAAGCAGCUGUAUGAUGGGCGCUGGUCAAUGGGUCCCUGAUGAUGAGCGUGAGCCGGCUGGUGGAUUCAUGAGCUUAAUGCUGGUAGCGGGUUUAACUGCAGGCAGCCUGAUGAGCUUCUUUCUUUCCAGUGUAUGACGUUGAGCACUUGUAUCCUGAUUCUGUAUAGUCGUUCAUGUUUCAAUUAGUAGCCAACACAUAGAUAUAUAGAACGUAAUGGUCCUUAGAACUGAAAUUAUAGAAAAUUUU
Molecule: messenger RNA, 1611 nt
Organism: Aspergillus alliaceus
Lineage: Eukaryota; Fungi; Ascomycota; Eurotiomycetes; Eurotiales; Aspergillaceae
Product: nucleoside transmembrane transporter FUN26
Exons: 2
Coding region: 151-1500 (449 amino acids)
Biological process (GO): nucleoside transmembrane transport
Cellular component (GO): plasma membrane; fungal-type vacuole membrane
Molecular function (GO): nicotinamide riboside transmembrane transporter activity; nucleobase transmembrane transporter activity
Source: RefSeq, a predicted model, not a curated record